CAUAAUUAAUCCUAAAAUAAAAUAAGGAAACCUUCUCUCAUUUCCCAACCUAGCCGGCGAAGCCAAGGAGGUCGCUGUUUUCCGCCGGGGCGUCUCAUCGGAUAAUAGAAGCAACGCAAAACCAGAGGAAAAAGACGGCGAUGGCCAUGGCGAAUUCAGCGUGCGUCGCGGCGCCCGCUGCUUCCCCCCUCAAAAGCCUUGCCAGAAACCCUUCCAAAACCCUCCACCUCCCCUCCCAACCCCUCCUUCUCUCCUCGUCAUUUCCUCCGACCAAGAAGUUGGGGAGGCUUGUCGGCACCUGGAGCUCUCCUAAGGCCAUCUACUCGAGCGGCUCCUGGGCGCCGGAUCUAGCUCCUAGGAAAGGUAUUUGGUCCAUUAGGGAUGAUUUGAUAGUGCCGUCGUCUCCCUACUUCUCGGUGGAGGCGCAGGGAGGGCAGGGGCCGCCACCCAUGGUUCAGGAGCGGUUUCAGAGCGUCAUCAGCCAGCUCUUCCAGCAUAGAAUUAUACGUUGCGGUGGACCUGUGGAUGAUGACAUGGCGAACAUUAUAGUGGCGCAGCUUCUCUAUCUCGAUGCUAUCGAUCCUACCAAGGAUAUUGUCAUGUAUGUGAAUUCUCCAGGAGGAUCAGUUACAGCUGGCAUGGCUAUCUUUGAUACAAUGAGGCACAUCAGGCCUGAUGUCUCCACUGUCUGUGUUGGACUUGCAGCUAGUAUGGGUGCCUUUAUUCUGAGUUCUGGCACUAAGGGGAAACGGUACAGUCUACCAAACUCCAGGAUAAUGAUUCAUCAACCUCUUGGAGGAGCUCAAGGUGGGCAAACUGAUAUUGACAUCCAGGCAAAUGAGAUGCUGCAUCAUAAAGCUAAUUUGAAUGGGUACCUAGCAUACCACACUGGCCAAAGCCUGGAAAAGAUCAACCAAGAUACUGACCGGGACUUUUUCAUGAGUGCAAAAGAAGCUAAAGAUUAUGGUCUAAUUGAUGGCGUGAUCAUGAAUCCUCUAAAAGCCCUUCAGCCACUAGCAGCUUCUGAUCAGUAAAGACCAGUGGCAUCUGUGUUAUGAGUCCAUGUUGUCAUGACAUGGCCAUGUAGCCAUUAUAGUGAUGGAAUGCUUGUUACCAAUCUAUCCUGUUACCCGAGGAGAACUUUUUUUGUUUGUAUUGCGGAAAGUUUGCAUUUACCAAGCUUAGUGUAGCAAGCAAUGUCUUCUUUCAGUUUUGUGAAACAGCGCUUGCACUGUUUUAGUGAAAUUAAAGUGGAGAUCAGUUUUACAAGUA
Messenger RNA from Elaeis guineensis (African oil palm), 1272 nucleotides. NCBI's taxonomy places the organism in Eukaryota, Viridiplantae, Streptophyta, Magnoliopsida, Arecales, Arecaceae. The record is from RefSeq and is a predicted model, not a curated record.